UCUAUUGAAUGUUUAUCCUAACAAGUUGAAUAAAUAUUAUCAAGCUUCAAAAUGGUUGGUCGAGCAUGUUUGGUUGUCAAUGGGACAUCAACAUUACAAAUUUUGAAAAAAGAUUUGGGGAUUUUUUUGUCUUUUCGGGUCCAAAAUGUGGAUUAUAAUUGGUCAGUGAAGAAAACAACAGUUUAGACAUGAAGUUCAAGGUUUCCUGAAAAAAGGGACCCAACCUGGCCAUUGUAAACAAUUUUUUCUUUGAAAUAUAAAGGUAAUAUCAAAUGCAUGGAAAUUCGGCCAAAAUAGGCUUAGGUGUUAAAGGGUUAAAGGGUGACGGUUAUUGGGCCGAAUGGCUCUGCCAAUGAUGUGUCCGUUAUUUUUCUUUUUUUAAACCUAAUAUCCAGACCGCCCUUACCUUAACCCCCAGGCCAACAUCUAAUCAUCACCAUCAUUACCGCAGUUUUUUCCAACAACCACUUUCCUACUAACAUGUCUAACGUGGUACAAAUCAGCAUAAUGUGCUACAAUGAAGAAACCAGACAAAUGGAUCACAAAACAAAUGUUGUAAUUUUACUUCUAAUUUCCACAAUAUACACACACUUAGUAGGCCUUACAAUGAAUUCUAACUGUGACCUUGAUUCCAGCUAUGGGUAGAUUUUUUAAUUUUUUAUUCAGUUCAGUGGGAACCUGAUUUUGUAGUACAUGUUUCUAUCAGGACUCAUUUAGUAACGGAGCCAUUACCACAUUUAAAUGGAUGAAACUAGAAAUGUUUGUGUACAGCCAAAGACAAAGCAUAUGAGCUUCCGGUACCCUACAGAUAUUAUUUUAGUACCACCCACCUUCGGCGCUUCGCCCCAGUUCAACUUGUUAAGGCAGAAGCAAAGGGACCAUUAAACCUCACCACCACCUCCACAUGAAAUGAAUGAAGGCACACAGAUUUGCUUCAGAGCUACGGGAGAUGAGCAGACAGACUCGCCACAGGCCAAGCUCGUUUGACAAGUCCCUUGACUCUGACGUCUUAUGGAGUCGAACUGCAAACACACGUGCACAAACAUGCUAACAAGCUGACACUGCUGGAGGUGACAGACAAGUAACUCAACACAACCAAAGUGCAUAAGAUAAAAUGGAUUUUCCUUGUGUGCACAUGCACAGGUGUUGCCACUCAUGCCAGUAAACAAAGAUGUACAAAAUCUUGACUCCAUCAUCACCAACAAACCAUUUCUAGAUCAUAAAGGGACUACACCUGAACUCAGCGAUGUUCUGCUGCUGCUGAUGGAGGUAAAACGAUGACAAAGGGGAGGUCUGGUGGGCGUGGAGUCCACAUUGCCUAGCGGUGAUUUGACAACGGGUGCUUUUCCACACGCUCCACCAUCAGUGUGCUGCUGCGUUUGAAGACAGGGGGAAGCCGGUCUGAAGCUUCUCGUCAGGCCGCCACACUCGUCACUCUUCCCCCACAUGGAGCUGUAGUAGUGCGAGCAUACACACUUCAUCAAGGGGAUUAUUUUAUUUCACUUUUUAAAUUUCCCGAUCAAAGUUCGUGCACCACCAGCGCGGACGAUCACCAUGGAGACGCAAAGGCGGCCCGCCAGGUGGAGGACGAAAAGGUGGCUAUGGGAGUCCACGCUGGCCGUCAUCGUUGUUUUAAUCCAGCAAACUGUCUCUGUCAGAGCAGCUGAGCCAGUGGAUGUGCUGAAGGCUCUGGACUUCAAGAGCUCACCAGUAGGCGUCAAGAAAACUCCUGGAUUCUGCACGAUGCGCCGAGGCUCCAAACCCGACAUUGCGUACCGAGUGAGCAAGAAUGCUCAGAUUAGCGCUCCAACCAAACAGCUCUUCCCAGGCGGAGUUUUCCCAGAAGACUUUUCCAUCAUGUUCACCAUCAAGGCAAAAUCAGGCCUGCAGUCCUUCCUGUUGUCGGUGUACAACGAGCAGGGCAUCCAACAGCUGGGUGUGGAGGUGGGCCGUGCGCCUAUCUUCCUGUACGAAGACCAGCACGGAAAGCCAGUCCCUGAGGAGUACCCUCUUUUCCGCUCCAUCAACCUGGCAGACGGCAAGUGGCAUCGUGUGGCCAUCAGUGUGGAGGGGAAGCGUGUCACCAUGAUUGUGGAUUGUAAAAGAAAGGUUACCAAGACUCUAGCCAGGGGUGAAAAAGCGGCUAUCAACACGCAAGGCAUCACCGUCUUUGGCACCAGAAUCCUGGACGAUCAAGUCUUCGAGGGUGACAUCCAGCAGCUGCUGAUCGUGGCAGACCCCAGGGCUGCCUAUGACUACUGUGAACACUACAGCCCUGACUGUGAAACCCCCAACCACCAGGACACGCCUCAGGCUCAAGAACCUGAAGAAGAGUACACUAACUAUGAUUAUGGUGAGCUAUAUGACUACAGCGAAGGAGCACUUACCACUGAACCUGCCCCAACUGAAGGAGCCAAGACUGAGACCGUCGUAGACGGUGACUAUUUCACUGAUUAUGACUACACCAUUGUGGACGGAAGUCAACCUGAAACUCCUACAGCAGGCCAGACAUACGAAGAGGGAAAUGUCGACGAUUACGUCACUGGUGUGGAACAGGUCGGGGCAGACCCCACUCCAGCUGUGGAAACUGUCGCCCCAGUAAACCCCAAUGAGAAUGUGAAGGGUAGCACCGACACUUACGAAUUCAGGGAAUACGACCUCAAUGAAGGGGAGGAGACUCAUGAGACACCCAUUGAGUAUGGCGACUAUGGUGACUACGGCACAACAACUGACACCAAGGUCUCCACGGGUGAGGAAGAGUUCGGCCCUGGUGUUCCUGCUGAAACCGACUACAGGGAGAGUGGCGUGGGAGGAAGCCAAAGUUACCUGGGAGAGAAAGGAGAGAAGGGAGAACCCGCCGUCAUUGAGCCAGGGAUGCUUAUAGAAGGACCCCCAGGAUCCCCCGGCCAAGCAGGUGUCCCUGGUACCCCAGGACUGCCGGGUCCCCCAGGGCCCCAUGGAGAUAUUGGCCCGAGGGGUCCUCCAGGACGACCUGGAAUUCCAGGUUCUGACGGUGUCCCUGGGCCUGCAGGUACCAUUCUGAUGCUUCCAUUCCGAGGAGGCGGUGAGGCACACAAAGGACCUGUGGUGACUGCACAACAGGCUCAAGCGCAGGCCAUCCUUUCCCAGGCUAGGCUGGCCAUGAGAGGUCCGCCAGGGCCGGCGGGCAUGGCGGGACGGUCCGGUCCUGUGGGUGGUCCUGGUGCUCCCGGUCUUAAAGGGGACAGCGGCGAUAACGGACCACAGGGCCCCAGAGGUCUUCAGGGUCCAACUGGCCCCCCAGGAAAGGCAGGAAAGAGGGGCCGUAACGGAGCUGAUGGUGCACGGGGAAUGCCAGGAGAGCCCGGAACCAAGGGCGACCGAGGUUUUGACGGCCUUCCCGGUCUACCCGGAGAGAAGGGUCAUCGUGGGGAACAUGGUCCGACAGGGCCUCCAGGGCCUCCAGGAGAAGACGGGCCAAGAGGAGAAGAUGGCCAGGUUGGACAGAGAGGUGUGGCUGGAGAGGGCGGUCCCCGAGGUUUGCUUGGCCCCAGAGGUUCUGCGGGUCCUGCAGGACAGCGCGGUCUUCCUGGACUUGACGGGCAAGCAGGUCCCAAAGGAAACAUGGGUGUACAAGGAGAGCCAGGUCCUCCCGGACAGCAGGGCUUGCCUGGUCCUCAUGGUCUUAUUGGGCCUCAAGGUCCAAUCGGGCCUCCUGGUGAAAAAGGACCUCAAGGUAAACAGGGUUUGGCCGGCCUGGCUGGUGCCGAUGGACCUCCUGGUCACCCAGGUAAAGAAGGUCCCGCCGGAGAGAAAGGAGCAGCUGGUUUCCCCGGACCAAUGGGAUCCAUCGGUUACCCCGGGCCCCGUGGCGUGAAAGGAGCAGAGGGAAUCCGAGGUCUAAAAGGUGGCAAAGGAGAAAAGGGAGAAGAUGGCUUCCCUGGCUUCAAGGGUGACAUGGGCCUUAAGGGUGACAAGGGUGAGGGGGGUGUAAUGGGACCCCGAGGAGAGGAUGGACCUGAGGGACCAAAGGGCACAUCAGGGCCAAAUGGCGAGACUGGACCUAUUGGUUCAGCUGGAGAGAAGGGAAAGCUUGGAGUUCCUGGCUUGCCCGGGUACCCUGGAAGACAAGGUUCCAAAGGCUCUAAUGGCUUCCCCGGUUUCCCCGGCUCUAACGGAGAGAAAGGCGCAAGGGGAGUUGCUGGCAAAUCUGGACCUCGAGGCCAGCGCGGCCCCACGGGUCCACGUGGUGGGCGUGGUGCCAGAGGACCUACAGGAAAACCAGGAGCAAAGGGUACCUCAGGCAGUGAUGGACCCUCAGGACCACCAGGAGAGAGGGGUCCUCAAGGACCACAGGGACCUGUAGGCUUCCCCGGACCAAAGGGACCCAAUGGUCCAGCAGGAAAAGACGGACUGCCAGGACACCCAGGACAGAGAGGAGAGACAGGCUUCCAAGGAAAGACCGGACCACCAGGCCCUGGGGGCGUUGUUGGACCUCAAGGUCCUACCGGAGAGACUGGUCCCAGUGGAGAACGAGGACACCCAGGUUCCCCGGGCCCACCUGGAGAGCAAGGUUUACCAGGUGCUGCUGGAAAAGAGGGCGGAAAGGGAGAUCCAGGUCCUCAGGGGCCCGGCGGCAAUCCAGGUCCUGCUGGUCUCCGGGGCUUCCAGGGGGCAAGAGGUCUUCCAGGCGCCAAUGGUCCAGGUGGCUUAAAAGGAGGAGAAGGGCCCCAGGGUCCCCCUGGCCCCAUUGGUUCCCCCGGUGAGAGGGGUGCCGCUGGCCCCGGCGGUCCCAUUGGCUUGACUGGACGCAACGGUCCCCAAGGACCACCAGGCCCUGCUGGCGAAAAGGGAGCACCCGGAGAGAAAGGUCCCAUGGGUCCUGCUGGCCGCGAUGGCAUCCAAGGUCCUGUCGGUCUCCCCGGUUCGGCCGGACCGCAGGGCCCACCCGGAGAGGACGGUGACAAGGGAGAAGUUGGUGGUCCAGGACAGAAGGGAGGGAAAGGAGACAAGGGCGAACUCGGUCCACCUGGCCCAAGUGGACUUCAGGGUGUGAUCGGAGCUCCUGGUCCAGCUGGUAGCGAUGGCGAGGCGGGCCCCCGAGGACAGCAGGGAAUGUUUGGCCAGAAAGGAGACGAAGGAUCUCGAGGCUUCCCCGGUCUUCCGGGACCCGUCGGAUUGCAGGGUUUGCCCGGCCCUCCUGGUGAGAAGGGAGAAAAUGGAGACGUUGGAGCCAUGGGUCCUCCUGGACCUCCAGGUCCCCGUGGCCCCCAGGGACCAGGUGGAGCUAGUGGAGCUCAAGGCCCCCCGGGUGGUAUUGGAGGACCAGGAGCAGUUGGCGAGAAGGGAGAAACAGGCGAGGCUGGCAACCCAGGAUCACCUGGAGAACCAGGUUCAGCAGGCCUUCGCGGAGAAACUGGCGAGAAGGGAGAAGCCGGACCACCUGGUGCUGCAGGACCUGCCGGGGCACGUGGACCUUCUGGAGAUGAUGGUCCCAAGGGUAACCCUGGCCCUGUUGGCUUCCCCGGAGACCCUGGUCCCCCUGGUGAGCCAGGUGCUGCUGGCCUUGACGGUUUAGGAGGUGACAAGGGAGACGACGGAGAGCCUGGUCAACCUGGUCCCCCAGGUCCUUCUGGAGAGGCCGGAGUACCAGGACCUCCAGGCAAACGUGGACCCAUUGGACCGGCGGGACAGGAAGGACGACAAGGAGAGAAAGGAUCCAAGGGUGAAGCUGGAGCUGAGGGACCACCUGGAAAGACCGGCCCCGUGGGAGCCCAGGGACCUGUAGGAAAGUCAGGUGCCGAGGGUCUACGAGGAAUUCCAGGCCCUGUUGGCGAGCAAGGACUUCCUGGUGCCUCUGGAAAAGAUGGCCCUCCUGGACCUCUUGGACCACCUGGACUUCCUGGUAUGAAAGGCGACUCUGGAUUCAAGGGAGAGAAGGGUCACCCAGGUCUCAUCGGUCUGAUUGGACCUCCUGGAGAGUCAGGAGAGAAGGGAGACAGAGGUCUGCCAGGACCACAGGGCUCCUCUGGUGGCAAGGGUGAAUCUGGUAUUAUGGGCACUCAAGGUCCUCUGGGUCCCCCUGGUCCUCCUGGUAUUCCUGGAGCUCAUGGACAAAAAGGCUCCAAGGGAGCAAUUGGUGCAGCUGGUCAAAAAGGAGACCCUGGAUUGAUAGGACCACCUGGACCCCCUGGCCCGACAGGUGACAUCAUCCAGUCACUGCCCAUCCAGCACGUGUCCAGAAAGAACAGGCGACACGCUGAGGAGCAAGGAGAUGAAGCAGCGGCUGACUAUGCCGUCGAUGGCCUGGCUAUGGAGGACGUGUUUGGCUCUCUCAACAACCUCAAGCAGAACAUCGAACGCAUGAAGUUCCCGCUGGGCACUGCUGACAACCCUGCCCGUACCUGCAAUGACCUGCGCCUCAGCCAGCCUGACUUCCCAGAUGGUGAAUACUGGAUCGACCCCAACCAGGGUUGCAUUGGAGACGCCAUCAAAGUGUUCUGUAAUUUCACGGCGGGCGGAGAGACGUGUAUCAACCCAGACAAGAAGUCCUCAGGGGUCAGAAUAUCCAACUGGCCCAAGGAGACGCCUGGUUCCUGGUUCAGUGAAUUCAAACGUGGAAAAAUUCUCAACUAUGUGGACGUAGCCGAGAACAGCAUCAACGCAGUGCAGAUGACCUUCUUGAAGCUGUUGAGCUCGUCGGCGCGCCAGAAUUUUUCAUACGUGUGCCACCAGUCGGCGGCCUGGUACGAUGCCAAGGCCGACAACUACGAGAAGGCUCUGCGCUUCCUAGGCUCCAACGAUGAGGAAAUGUCGUACGACAACAGCCCUUUCAUCAAGCCACUCAUCGACGGCUGCGCGUCUAAGCAGGGCUACUCCAAGACAGUUCUGGAGAUCAACACCCCUCGCAUCGACCAGCUGCCCAUCCUUGACGUCAUGCUCACCGACUUUGGCGACUCCAACCAGAGGUUUGGCUUCGAAGUGGGCCCUGUCUGCUUCCUCGGCUAGACGACCCCCAGAGACCCCUCCCGCCUUACGGCCCCAGCCCCUUACCCUCUACCCAAACCCCACUUACCGCCGACGGACAAAGUCGGAGGGCACAAAGCAAAGAAGACGAGAGAAAGUUUGGAGUGUGUCGUGGCCUCUUGUGGGGCUGUGAGCACCUGACUGAAAAGCAGAGUCAAGGGGAAAAAAAGGACUUUUAAUGCCGUGGCGGGCGGACAUGCGCUCGACCAAAGACGUGCGUUCGCGCAAAACACUCAAGGUGCUACACAAAUUGCUUUUGAUGAUACUGUAAUUAUUAUAAUAAUUAUUAUUUUGUACAAUAUUGUGCCUUUCUGAAUCCACCAUCCUUAGAAACUUUGCAUGUGUCCCAGUUCUUAAAUUUUAUUUCCCUGGUCCCGCUCUGUUUAAAAGUUAAGAAAAUAUACAACCAGGACCUACAAUACAUUUGACCAAAUUUGUAAGUAAGAAAAUGUUUGUAAAUAAAAUUGCCUUAUAUGACAACAAGCAAAACAGCAACACAAAAGAAAUUUUAGUGUUUUUUUAAUGACUUAAUGGGGAAAGUCAAGCCAUAAUAAAGGAAAUAAAUAGUAAUAUAAAUAUUGUCAGAAAGUUCUUGUCCUUCUCACCUCAACCAAACAUGGGCCAUAUUUGUCUGUUCUAAAAUACAUUACAGUUUUUUGUUACAAGAAAUUUUCAUUAAGGUCAAUUUCCCACAAAAGUUAUUGACAUAAUGUGUGCCUUUUAAGAAUGAUUAA
Corythoichthys intestinalis (scribbled pipefish) is the source of this 7739-nucleotide messenger RNA. Its product is annotated as collagen alpha-1(XI) chain-like. NCBI's taxonomy places the organism in Eukaryota, Metazoa, Chordata, Actinopteri, Syngnathiformes, Syngnathidae. Gene Ontology annotation, molecular function: extracellular matrix structural constituent conferring tensile strength. Gene Ontology annotation, cellular component: collagen type XI trimer. The record is from RefSeq and is a predicted model, not a curated record. Bases 1555 to 6987 code for a protein of 1810 amino acids. Gene Ontology annotation, biological process: extracellular matrix organization. The transcript has 72 exons.